Triticum aestivum (bread wheat) is the source of this 3601-nucleotide messenger RNA. RefSeq lists its product as uncharacterized. Lineage: Eukaryota; Viridiplantae; Streptophyta; Magnoliopsida; Poales; Poaceae. The record is from RefSeq and is a predicted model, not a curated record. The transcript has 16 exons. Bases 16 to 3249 code for a protein of 1077 amino acids. Gene Ontology annotation, biological process: mitotic sister chromatid cohesion; DNA repair. Gene Ontology annotation, cellular component: nucleus; chromatin.
CGGAGUGCCGCCGUGAUGCCAAGGCGGCACCGCCCCGCCGUGGCUCGCACUUCCACCCCCAUGGAUGGUCGAAAAUCUAGCGGAAAUUGCCAAAUCGGCCAGAGCGAGAGGCGUGGCAAUCGUCGGAGCGCCCGCUCCAAGCAACCUUCCACCCCCAUGGAGGGGCUAAAACCUAGGAAAAAUUGCCAAAUCGGCCAGAGCGAGGGGCGUGGCAACCAUCGGGCCGCCGGAUCCAAGCAAGCGACGGCCGAGAUCUCCCCAGGGUGCUGCGUGCACUGCCCCGCGGCGGCGGCGGCUCCGGCUCGGACGCAAGGCCGCCCAAAAGCGGAGCAGGAUCGCCCCCGACGCGUCCGUGGGCAAAAUUGGCAGGCCGCGCCCGCGCCGAAGUGGCCCAAACCCCCCCAUAAAUCGCCCGCCGAUUCCAAACACCGCUCCACUCCACCACCCCCUCGCAAGGCCGAGCCACAGAGAGCCGCACCGAAAUCGCGUCCCGUCGUGCAAAGGGAGCGGGGGGUUGGGAGCGGGACAAAUCUCCCUCGUCAGCACCUCCACCACCACCGUCCACCGCCACCCCGCUCUCGCCCCCUCCAGCCUCGCCCCUCGCGUGGGAGGGACGCCGUGUCCUCCUGCCCCCACCGCGCCGCGCGGGGAAACCCUAGCGGCUGCAGAUCUCCGGGCAGGCGCCCCGAUCCGGGCGGCCCGCGCCCCGAUUCGGCCCUCCCGGCGCCUCAAAUGGCGGCGGACGGGGCGGACAGCGACCUUGAGGAGCAACUCAAGGAUGUCGGCGCCCGCCUGCAGGAGGCGCCCGACGACUCCGACGGCCUGCUCAAGCUCCUCUACGACGUCGAGAAAUAUCUGUUGAGAGUGGAGCAAUCACCUGCAGCAAGCACAUUUGCUGCUGUUCGCCCAGCAAUGGAUGCCCUGAUCAAGAACGAACUUUUGACUCACCCUAAUGCCGAGGUCAAACUUGCUAUAGCAUCUUGUAUAUCUGAGGUUACAAGGAUCACUGCACCCGAGGCUCCGUAUGAUGACAAUAUUAUGAGGGAUUUGUUUUCCAUAAUUGUGGGGACUUUUCAGAAUUUAGAUGAUAUUGAGAGCCCGUCCUUUGCAAGGAGGAUUUCAAUUCUCGAGACUGUGGCAAAGGUCCGGUCGUGUGUGGUCAUGUUAGACCUUGAGUUGGAUGAUCUGAUUCUGCAGAUGUUUAACCAUUUUUUCACAACUGUGACAUCAAACCAACCAGAAAUUGUCAUAUCAUCUAUGGUAACAACAAUGAAACUUGUAAUAGAUGAGAGUGAAGAAAUACAGACAGCGCUUGCAUCGUAUCUUCUUCAAAAGGCUAGAAAUGAGGAGAGGGAAACGUCUCCAGCAUCUUUUGAACUUGCAGAGAAGGUGAUCAGCUCAUGUGAAGAUGGGAAGCUAAAACCAAUAUUCCUGCAGUUACUUCAAGUUCAAGGCACUCCCUUGGAUGACUACAGCAAAAUUGUCACGCUGGUUUGUGAAGGUGAUAAGGUUGUCAGGGAAGACAACAAUGUUGAUCCUUCUGGAAAGGACACGGUGGAUGAUGGCAAACUUUCGGAAAGGACUAUUUCUGAUGAACUGCCUCAGGAAUCUUCAAAACUGGAGCAAGAUGGUACUCCGACUACUGCUAUUAGUAGUGGUGCAACUCUGGUUGAUCAUGGUGAGGCUAAUCAAGGACCAUUUUCUCCAAAAGGACAAGCGUCUCCAAAGGGAUCAGCGUCUCCAAAGGGAUCAGCGUCUCCAAAGGGACCAGUGUCUCCAAAAGGACCGGUGUCACCAAAAGGAUCAGCGUCACCAAAAGGGAAGCCUGAACAGCCUGAAGACACAAAAGAUGCUGAUCAGUUGAAAUCUGCUAAUGAUGGUGUAGAACCUGUUGAUGCAAAGCCCAAGAAGCCAUCUGAUCUUGAUUCAGACAAAGACCUGAAGCUCAAACCCUGCAAGUCUGUGGCUACUCCACACUCUAAUGUUGAUGUUGACAAAGAAGCUCAUGUAGUAUCUGGAGAGUUAUCUGCAGACAAGAAGGUAGUCAAUGGAGUGGCUGAUAAUGUACCAAAGCGUGCUGAUACCACACCCGAUGUAGUUAAGCCAAAACGAGGCCGACCUCCUGGACCAAAGUCAUCAGAGAAAAAGGCUGCUAGAAAUAACCAAUCUUCAGAUUUAGAUUUGAAGAAGACUGAGGAGGCUAUGGAUUCAACUGGGAAGUUAACAAAGCGAUCAGCUAAGGAUGAUAUCAAAGCUUCCACAAAAAAGACUGGUGAAGGAGAAUCAUCAAAGAAGCAGCAAAAACCCAGUUUGAAACAGCACAAGGAAGAAGUCCUCUCUGAGGAGGACACCACCAAGGAUAUGACUCUAAAGGAAAUGGUCUCUCCGAAGUCUCUGACCAAGGGGUCAGGUAGAACCAAGGGUCAAAGUGGGGAGAAUAAUGUGGUGAAGAGGAAGCGUGAACAAGAUACUGAAGAGACUCCUCGCUCAAGGAAGGACAAAGGUCUGGAUGGAAGUCUAGUUGGUUCAAGGAUCAAAGUAUGGUGGCCAGACGAUGAGAUGUUUUACAAGGGUGUUGUUGACUCAUUUGAUACCCAUUCCAAAAGGCACAAGGUUGCAUAUGAUGAUGGAGAUGUAGAGGUACUGCUGCUUAGGGAUGAAAAAUGGGAUUUCAUCAGUGAGGAAGAAGGCAAAACUCCUGAUGUACCAUCUGACAGGCGCCGUGGCCGAAAAGGGAGAGGAAUCACGCUGCUGCCAGUGAAGGAAGAAAAAAUAGAAACACCUAAAAGUGACGGAGUGGAGCUUCCAAAGAAAAGGGGCCGUCCGAAAGGUUGGCGCCCCAACAAUGGUGGCACACCGUCUACAACUCCCAGCAAAUCAAAGGGGAAAACUGCUGUCAAGGAUGCCAAGGGGACACCUAAAACUGCUGUUGAGAUUAAGAAAGAAGGCAAGGAGAAAGCCACUGGAUCAGCUAACAAGACGAAGGAUGAUUUAGCUAAAGACAGCAGCAACCAGAAGCUGAAGGAGGUUGGGAGCAAAUCUGGCGAUGGAUCUGUGAAGGGUAGGCCUGGGCGGAAACCAAAAAGCGCUGCCACUAGUACUCCAGUGGCGGGUAGUGGAUCUGGAUCUGUUCAAGAGAAGCGGAAGGAGAAGGAGGAGAAGGAAGAGGCUGAGGCAUCUGAAAUGGAGCAGGAGGCAUCUGGCAAGGGGGCGUCUUCAACUGGAAAGAAGCGCAGAAGGAAGGCUUAGGCUUGAACCAACCAACCAACCAACCGUGAACUUCCCCUGUAAAUGGGUUCGCUCUCAUCAUGGCACCGUUGUAUGGAUUGUAAACUCCUUGGUCGUCUUUGUUUUUUACCUUACCUAUUGAAUUUGUCUGUCUGCUGACUGGGCACCAUUGUCAUUGUCCGUGUCUGUUGUAGUUAGGGGGCUGUGGCUGUGGCAGGAAACAUCUGCAGUAGCUGUAAUGUUUAGUCGUGACUUUGUGUUGUGGGAUGCAUGAUGUGAUGCUGCAGAGCCUCAAGGGAACAUCUAGUUUGUGUCGGAUGUUGUUGUAGCCAGCUUAUUCAUGUUCUAUUUAUAUAGGCUAUAUAUUUGGUCA